UUACACUUUUCGUCAAGAUUUCUAUCAUAAAGCUUGGCGCGGCGGCGCGACGCGCGCGGCAGCGACGAGGGCCGGCGAGCGCACCGCGCAGUUCUGGGUGGACGACGCGCAGCACGCGCUGCGCGCGCGGCUCGCGUCAGGCGCGGCGGGCACGGGCAAGGCGCGCAACGUGGUGCUGUUCCUGGGCGACGGCAUGUCCGUGCCCACGCUGGCCGCCGCGCGCACGCUGCUCGGCCAACGCAAUAAUCAGACGGGUGAAGAAGCGCAGUUGUCUUUUGAAGCUUUUCCUACUGCAGGCUUAGCUAAGACGUACUGCGUGGACGCGCAAAUCGCAGACUCAGCGUGCACGGCGACGGCGUACCUGUGCGGCGUGAAGGCAAACCGCGGUACUAUCGGCGUGUCGGCCGCUGUUCCUCGCUGGGACUGCCCCGCCUCGCUGCAGCCCGGCACGCGCCUCGACUCCAUCGCAGCUUGGGCGCUCGCCGACGGCCGCGACGCCGGUAUAGUGACGACGACACGGGUGACGCACGCGUCGCCAGCGGGCGUGUUCGCGCGGGUCGCCAACCGGCACUGGGAGAACGACGCCGAGGUGCUGUCCGGCGGCGCCGACCUGGCCGCCUGCCGCGACAUCGCGCACCAACUCGUGCACACCCACCCAGGGGACAAGUUCAAAGUGAUUCUCGGUGGGGGGCGAAGAGAAUUUUUACCGACCACUACGAUCGAUGAAGAAGGUUCACCAGGCCGCAGGACCGACGGGCGUAAUUUAAUUGAAGAAUGGCAAGACGACAAGCGCAGCCGCGGCGUGAGCUUCCAGUACGCGUGGAACCGGGAGCAGCUGCUCAGCGCGAACGCUUCGUUGCCGGAAUACAUGCUGGGGCUAUUCGAGAACAACCACUUGCAGUACAACCUUCGCGCGAAUCACGAAACGGAACCCACUUUGGCCGAAUUGACCGAGGUAGCCAUUCGCAUGCUUAAACGUAAUGAAAAGGGCUUUUUCCUUUUCGUAGAGGGUGGACGUAUAGAUCACGCUCAUCAUGAUAAUUACGUGGAGCUCGCCUUGGAUGAAACCAUCGAGCUGAGUGCGGCCGUGGCAAAAGCUGCCGAGUUGCUGUCGGAGGAAGACUCGCUGCUGGUGGUGACGGCCGACCACGCGCACGUGAUGGCGUUCAACGGCUACACGCAGCGCGGCGGCGACGUGCUGGGCCCCUCGGACGACCGGGACUCCAACCGCGUGCCCUACAUGACGCUCUCCUACACCAAUGGACCGGGCCACCGCCCCGAAGUGAAUGGACAGCGAGUCGACGUCACUCUCGAAGAAAAUUACCGUGACAUCCGCUGGCGGUCGCACGUGGACGUGCCGCUGAGCUCGGAGACGCACGGCGGGGACGACGUGGCGGUGUUCGCGCGCGGGCCGCACCACGCGCUGCUGUCGGGCCUGUACGAGCAGAGCCACCUGCCGCACCGCAUGGCGUACGCCGCCUGCAUCGGGCCCGGCCUGCACGCCUGCACCAGCGCAGCGCCUCUACUUGCGCCUAUGCUCUCUCUGUUGUCGCUUCUCGUUUUAGCUAUAUGUAUAUUUUAGAUAGAUAAUGUCUGUAUGUAUGUUCAUAUUUAUUUUGGUAUGUAUGAAUUGGAUGGAUGAACUUUAACUAAUUUAUUAUCAUAACAUUAAAAGCAAUCAUGUGGAGAAUCUUUUUUACGCCGUGAGGAAUUUGUUAAAUAGAUUAGAAUUAUUUAAAUAUAGAUAGAUUAAUAGUUAAGAUGUUUUGAUAUGAAGCAAUAAAUAAGUAUUUUAUGUA
This is a messenger RNA of Zerene cesonia (dogface butterfly), 1799 nucleotides long. Its product is annotated as membrane-bound alkaline phosphatase-like. The transcript is spliced from 6 exons. NCBI's taxonomy places the organism in Eukaryota, Metazoa, Arthropoda, Insecta, Lepidoptera, Pieridae. Gene Ontology annotation, biological process: dephosphorylation. Gene Ontology annotation, molecular function: alkaline phosphatase activity. The record is from RefSeq and is a predicted model, not a curated record. The annotation marks the transcript as partial.